CUCGGGUGACUCGACGGCCAGAAUCUGGAACAUGAACGACAACAACAGCGGCACGGGUGCUAGUCAGCUGGUGCUCCGGCACUGCAUACAGAAGGGGGGGACGGAGGUGCCCAGCAACAAAGAUGUCACGUCGUUAGACUGGGUGUGUGAAGGUAACUUGUUGGCGACGGGAUCCUACGAUGGAUAUGCCAGAAUAUGGAGCAUUGAUGGGCGAUUAGUCAACACUUUAGGACAGCACAAAGGACCCAUAUUUGCUCUCAAGUGGAACAAAACAGGAAAUUACAUUUUAAGUGCAGGCGUUGAUAAAACAACUAUCAUUUGGGAUGCGACCACAGGCAGUUGCAAACAACAGUUUGCAUUUCAUUCAGCACCUGCGCUAGACGUGGACUGGCAGAGCAGCAACACGUUUGCCUCAUGUUCCACGGACCAGUGUAUCCAUGUCUGUCGGCUCGAUGACACGAGGCCUGUCAAAACAUUCCAGGGGCACACGAAUGAGGUGAAUGCCAUCAAGUGGGACCCCCAAGGUCUACUCCUAGCCUCAUGUUCAGACGAUAUGACGUUGAAGAUUUGGAGCAUGAAGCGUGACUCGUGGGUUCAUGACCUCCGGGCGCACGAGAAGGAGAUCUACACCAUCAAGUGGAGUCCCACUGGAAGUGGCACCAACAACCCCAACCAGAAUUUGAUAUUAGCCAGCGCCUCCUUUGACUCGACGGUGCGUCUGUGGGAGGUAGACCGAGGCCAAUGUCUACAUACCCUGACCAAACACACGGAGCCCGUAUAUAGUGUGGCCUUCAGUCCUGAUGGCAAAUACAUAGCUAGCGGCUCUUUUGACAAGUGUGUGCAUAUAUGGAGUGUCCAGACUGGCUCACUAGUCCAUAGCUACAGAGGUACUGGAGGCAUUUUUGAAGUGUGUUGGAACCACAAGGGAGACAAAGUGGGAGCUAGUGCUUCAGAUGGUUCGGUUGUGGUACUAGAUUUGAGGAAAUAGCUGGGGUCUGCUCAUAAGAUCAGGGCAAACAUUAGGUAUUUGACAUACCCACCUCCUCCAGAAGAGACAGGGUUGUAGGGCUGGCCCCUCCCCUCCCCCAUGUUCAUUCCCCUCACCUCCUCCCCAGCCCUGCCCCACGAAUCAGCACAAGCCUGCUCCCUACCACCACCACCACCACCACCACCACCACCACCACCGCGGCUAUGCUGUAUGUGCUUGAAGCUGUCCCUUCCUGUCCCCCGUACAUGAGAUGCCCUCUGUUUGACGGUUGCUGUUGUCUGUACGUAUGGUGGUCUUCCGCGAUGUACCUGUCUCUGUCGCCUGGGAGUUGCUUGAGGCAGUCAGUCACUCGAGGGUAAUCACAUGUCUGGUGGUGGGUGGACAGAGAACCCUUUGGUUCUCGGCACGGAUAAGCUUUGACGCCAACCAGCCCUCAGCCCCCUCCCCUCCCUCCUGCCCAACCCCCUGGCAUGUUGCAUCGAGUUGGCCAUAUUGCUGUCUGACAGUCAACUUAUAAUCUGAGUGGCCGGUCAGACAAGCAGCCACUCGCUUCGUUGACCAUGCAGUUUGUUCCUCCACCAUCUGAACCCAGCGGUCAGCCCCACCUCUUCAAUCGUGACGGAUUCUGCACCAUAUGGAAAGGCUCAGGUGGUAAACAGCUUGUUGUUCUCUAAAGUUGCUCGGAGAAUAGACAACUGGUUGGGACCUCAGCAAGUAGUUGGUAGGGUGGCGUAGAGCGGAGGUUUAUGUGCCCGCCUCUCUUCCUGAUGUCGUAUGGUCUCCCCUGUGGGGGGGCUGCCUCUUCUGAACAAGUCUCCGACGUCUUGCUUGGCUUGUCUGACGGAGACUUGGCUGACUGCACCUAGUUUUAUUGUCUUUUGACCAGGGAAAAUGACUUUGCUGUGUACCAGCUGCGCGCGUGUGCAUGUAAGUGUGUGUGUGUAUAAGUAUGUGCAUAUGUGUGUGCGUAUGCGUGUGUGUACAGUUCUGUGCGCUGUAACUGUUGAUGUUCAGUUGUGUGCACAUAUUUGUUGUGUUCAACUGUUUGCAUUUUGGUUCAUUGUUGUUGGGACAUCAGAGAAUGUGUUGCUACUAUUUCCUUUAUGGUUGAGGACCUACUUUUGAGAAAUCAUCUGGCCUUCGAGGUUAGCAGCUAUCUAUUUUCUAGAUCAUUCAAGUUCUAAGCAACGUUUGAAUGCACGCUCGCAUGUGCAUGCGCUCUCACACUCACACACAUACAUUUCCAUGCUUACGCUAGCGCUCAUGUAUACAUAGUUAAUGUGUUUUACGCACACAAGCAAAGUUUAACAUGUGCCCUCUGAGGUAGUUGCCGUGUUACUGCUUUUUUUGUCUUUAGAGCUCUACUGUUCCACUUGUAUGAAUGGAACUAAAUUUGCAGAGGUGGGUGUUUUGUUUCAAGAAGAUGGGAAAUGAGAAGUUGAAAAUGUCUUGACAUUGAUGCUUUGUUUUCUCUAUGGCAUGUACUGACAGAGUUGGGACCCUAUCUUUUUCACAUGUGUUAAUGCUUCUGUUCUGAGGGUUCGGGUGGUUUGCGGGUGCCCUGGUGUGGUUUGCUCCUUCUUUCAUAUCAAACAUCUAUCGUCCUUAUCUCUCUUCCUUCUUUGUGUUUGUUACUCUCCUGUAACACUUCUAAUCUUCGGCACUUAUAUGAGCUUUUUGUGUUGCAAGUGCCGUAAAACUUUUACUAAAACUAAUCUGAGGGUUCAUGAUUUGUCUAAAGGAGGUCAACACUGCAGGCUGAAAAAGUAGUAGCACCCAUUUGUACAUAGAUUUCCCUGUUGUGCCAAGGGUAUGUGAAAUGCUUAAAUGCUAAUGUUUUUGUUUUGUAUGAAAGAAAGUGUCCAAGAUGUUUGCCACAUAUGGAACUAGAAAAAAUAGAAAUACAAAAAUGCUUACAACUGUCAAGUAUGUUGCAAUUUUAACAUGGACUUGUGGAAACAGACAUAAGGUAUGUUUACAGUUUGAUUUGAUCUUAUUCGAGCUGUAUCUCAGGGUAGAAUCUUGUAGUCUGAAUUUCAGUUGGGUUGUCUAGAUUUGCAAAGAAUACCUGUGUUUAAGAAACAAAAUCCUUUUAAGGAAAGCGCAGAUUUGAAAUUUAGGUGCUGUUCCCAGUAAGAGAUUGGUUUAUUAUUAAUGAUGACAGCGGCAUAUUGUUCUGAGAGUUAUGUUGUACACAGAAAGGAAAGAUUUUGUUGUAGUUUUCUACUAAAAGCUUUGGAUUAACGGAGAGGACAUUACCGUGAAUACCGUUGUGUGCAAAAAAAAA
This is a messenger RNA of Aplysia californica (California sea hare), 3275 nucleotides long. Its product is annotated as F-box-like/WD repeat-containing protein TBL1XR1. Gene Ontology annotation, biological process: regulation of transcription by RNA polymerase II. The record is from RefSeq and is a predicted model, not a curated record. Lineage: Eukaryota; Metazoa; Mollusca; Gastropoda; Aplysiida; Aplysiidae. Gene Ontology annotation, molecular function: protein binding; transcription corepressor activity. Gene Ontology annotation, cellular component: histone deacetylase complex.